Cyprinodon variegatus (sheepshead minnow) is the source of this 761-nucleotide messenger RNA. RefSeq names its product clarin 3 (gene clrn3). NCBI's taxonomy places the organism in Eukaryota, Metazoa, Chordata, Actinopteri, Cyprinodontiformes, Cyprinodontidae. Bases 1 to 696 code for a protein of 231 amino acids. The transcript is spliced from 3 exons. The record is from RefSeq and is a predicted model, not a curated record.
AUGCCGUCUGUGACAAAGAUUAUCCAUUUUUUUCUCAGUGCGCUGUUGACUGCAAUAUCUGUCGGUCUGCUUGGUUUUGCCAUGUCAGAUGAUUGGUCUAGAACAACUAUGGACUGCAGAGGAUUUAUAAUCAACAACGGGAGUGCAGAAAUCACACUGGGCCUUUUCAAUGGCUUAUUAGUAAGACAAACGUGUCCUAGCUUUGGCAAUUAUAAGGAUUUUUCAGUGUUUACAGAAUUAUCAGUCAUAAAAGGAGCUUCUCUGGCUCUCCAUGCUCUGUGUGUGGCCCUGCUGGUCCUGUGCCUGCUGUUCUCAGCCCUCAGCAUCCUUAUCUCGCUCUACAACAGCGUCAGCAACCCUUACCAGACCUACAUGGGGCCUAUCGGGGUUUACACCUGCUCCUCCAUCAGUGCUUGCUUGUCUCUUUUGGUCAUCAUCUUAUUCGUCCUGAACAUCAAUGUGACAGACAUGCAAGAGCAGUUGGUUCCUCAAAUUGGCAGUAUUGACACCGAGAAUCUAGAACUGUCAAACAAAAAGUCAACGAUGCUGGUGGGGUACUUCAUGCUUAUCCCUUACACCGUGCUCUCUCUGGGAGCUAUAUUGGCCAUCUACCUGUACGACCAUGCAGCCUACAUGCACAGAAGAGAGCAGGAGAAGCCAACGGAGGAUGCUCCCAAGGAGAUCAUGAUGUACUAGUGGUGAUCAAAACAGAGACACUUUAACAUUCCUUUUGACUUUUUGAUAAAUUAUAAAGGAUCAUA